Messenger RNA from Stereum hirsutum FP-91666 SS1, 1568 nucleotides. RefSeq lists its product as uncharacterized. The transcript is spliced from 3 exons. Lineage: Eukaryota; Fungi; Basidiomycota; Agaricomycetes; Russulales; Stereaceae. The record is from RefSeq and is a predicted model, not a curated record. The coding region runs from base 39 to 1463 and encodes 474 amino acids.
AAGUCCAACCCACCGAAUCCACGGGAAACAGCGUUGAUAUGUCGAGCUCAGGCCAGUCCGAUUCCAGAGCCGAGCCGACGAGUAACGAUUCGAGCUCUCACAACAAUGAAGACAACAAUGUGUCUGGAGAGGCUGAGGCCGAUUUUGAGCCUCUUCACCACGCUCCCUUUUUAACCGUCGAGGAAGUGUUCAGUGCCGACCUCCCUGUCCAGAACAUUGCGGCCACUAUCUCCUACGUCGAGGCGUCACAGCUCAACGAAAUGACCAUCCAACACAAAGUGUUGUUCAUAAUCGUCAAGAUGUUCGAGAAAUGGCGCUUGCCGUGGUCCAAGAAGAAUUUCCGCCAUAUUCAAACAAGCGCCGGGUUUCUCAAAAUCGUCGCCUGGGCCAUGGACAACUCCCCAUCCGAAAUCGCCGACACGGGUGAAGACUGGACUCGGAUCGACCAGGACUUGUUAUCGCCGCCCACAGGCCGCACCGACGAGUUCAUAGUUGAAAGACUGCGGAAGGUCUAUGAACAGUUCGAUAACUUUGACGAGCUUUUUGCGCAGGCUCUAGCCGAUCUGAAGGACACAGACGACGAGGCUGAUCUCCCUGGCAAAGAGAGUCCGGACGGCGAACCUACAGACUGCGAUCCGAGCUUGCCAGAGUGCGACCACACUGCCGAAACCGAAUCAACCAAGGAGGGUCAGAAGUUAGCGCGAGCCCAAGAAGUGGAUAGGAAGGAGAAGGAGGAUAGUGCGAUGGAAGACGAGGAGCAGAGAGAUGAAAAAGAGACGAUACGAGAGAAACAAAGGAAAGAGGAGAGGAGGGUAGGAGAGGAUAUGGGAAGGGAAAAGGCGAGAGAAAAGAAAAAUGGAGACAAGAAGGUGAAAGACGAGAAGGUCAGGAUGGAGAAGAAAGGAACGGCCGAAGCAAAGAGAAGUGAUGAAGAGGAGAGAAAGAAGCGAGACAAAGAACAGAAAGAUGCUGCAAGGGCGGAGAGAAGCAAGAGAAGGGAAGAACGGAAAAAGGAGGAGGAGGAGAAAGAAGAGCAAGAACGAGGAGAGGCGCGACUAGAGGGACAAGAAGUGGACGGGGACGGCGCCGAAGGUCCGCCGACCGACGAAGAAGACAAGACGGAACGGGAUAGCGCUUACAGCCAGGAGGAAGAAAGGGAGGAUACAUCGGGCACCGCUGCCACAUCCGCCUCACCAGCCGCCACUUUCAUGUCCUCCGCGCCAUCGCCCGCAACGAACGCCACAUCCAUCACUUCUCUAUCUCCUCUUGAAGGCUCCCUAAAAAUCGUCCCCCCUGCACCGAGCGACCCGCGCCGCGCACUCAGCACAAUGCAAACCCAGGUUAACCAAUCUUCCUCUCGCAAUCCACAACGCCAGCCUCCCAAGACCACCCAGAAAGGGAAGAAGAGAGCCGGAGACCAUCAGAGCGACAAGGAACAGGUGCGAAAGCAUCCUCGUACCUGAAGGACCACGACGAACCUGAGGAGGUUGAGAGUAGACGAUGAAGUAGUUUGGACAAAGGCGAUAGCCUGCCGAAGGUGCGGAGGGGUCACAGUCAUCGAACGGUGA